AUUAUCAACAACAAUGGCGUCGAAUUCUGGUGAGUCGUACACUUAGGGAACAUUCCCUUUAUUUUAAGAUUGUUGACAGAAAUAUUUAAUUAUAAGACAUGAAAUAUGCCGUCUACAUCGAAGCAUUUACAUUAAAUGAAUUAAUUUCAUUCGUAUUUCAUGUUAUAUAAAGAUUCUUAAGUAAUCCCAAUAUAUUUUGAAAACAAAAGGCAAGAAGAGUACGAAAUGACUGACAAUUAAUAAUUGGGCCCUAAACCUAAACUGAACCCUAAAUCUAUCCCUAAACCUAACCUAAACCCUAAACGGUAAAUUCGGAGAGAUCAGCCCGUGGCCGCCAUGUUCGUUAUCGCGACCCACGAACUUAUGUCCUAACUGUAUCCCUAAACCUAACCUGAACCCUAAAUGUAUCCCUAAACCUAAUCUGAACCCUAAUUCAUGGCAACUUUAAUAAACACGCAAAAUCAAUCUGAAUUAGCCCCCUAAACUUAUCCCUAACCUGGGUUUUGACCCUAUCGGAACCAGGGACAAAACACUCAAAUGACGUCAGGAUGCUAUCUUCACAUUAGCCAAUAAUUGUUAUGAUUUUACUGGUUUCAAGUUAAAUAUAUAAUAUAGCCAUUAUUUUGGGGUCAUUUUUUAUGUUCAAUCUAUGAAUUGAAGUUGAAGUCAAAUCUUGUCAUUUUGGCUCAUACUCGUAAACUAGAAUUGGCUGGCACUUAUUGAUUUUAGGCCACAACCGGUAACUACUCGUUGACAACAAUUUAUGGGCUCCCAAUUUAUCAUUUAUGAAAACGAAUUAUUGAAUUGUAAUUAAACUUUAGUACUUAUUGCUAUUAAUUUCUUAGACUCUCAUAUUAAUUUUGCCUAAUUUUAAAUAUUGAGGCUUAUCUAUUAUCAAAGAUACCGUUUACUUGUUAAUUAUGCUUUUAUUAUUUUUUUUAUUAAUCUAAAUUAUUGAUGAGUAAAUUAAGAAUCAGGGCCGGCUCAAAGGGUUACAAUGUGUGAUCAUCACACAGGCACCAAGGCGGCAAAAUUAAGUUUUUAAAUUAAAUUGUUAAAAUCAACAAAAAUAAAUUUUAUGAACUCUUCCCAUAAUUUUCCAGAGGGCGACUAUUGCCUAUUUUCACCCAACAUAAAAAUGUCUAGCGCCGGCCCUGUUAAGAAUAGUCUUACUAAUAACUCUAUGACAUUUUUUAAAUAAAAAAUAUUUGUCUAAAUUGUAUGACAAUUUUGUGAAGAUGGGUGACGGGGGUGGUCCUAAAUGUGCCAAAUUAGCAUGAUUUCAUUUAUGUUUGGGCAACUAGGAAAUCUUAACUCUUUAUAAUCACUGCUUCUUUCUACAAACUAUACAUUUAAACUAAAUUAUUUGCCUAACUCUUCAAAUAGUCUUUGAGUCAUAGAGCCUACAUUUCAUCCUUAUAAUACUAACUUUAGGCUAUAUUGAUUCAGUUUAAUUCUACCCUUAACAAAAAAGGAUGGCCAUACUCAAGAACUGAUGGGUUCCAAAAAGUCUUAAAUAAACCACAUAUUUUGAAACCUAUAUCCUCUUUUGUUUUGAUAUAUUUAAAAGAUAUACCACAGGAAGGUUCUUCUGUGGAUCCUAAACUUGAAGAAAAGCAGGAAUCAGUUACAGAAAUAAAAGAAGAAAAUUGUACAGAAGCUUCAGCAUCUGCUCCGCUAUGUACAGAAGCACAGAUACAAUCUAUUUUAGCAGCAGCUGGCCAGGGAUUAGGUGAUGAUGAGGAUGAAGAAUCCAGCAGUAAGAAUAUUACUUUUACAGAUUUCACGUCUAUUAAAUUUUCAACCCAUCUUUAUUUUGAAGUAAUUUUAAUACAUUUUCACACUGAAAAAAAUUCUACAGUGUAUCAUAUAUUAACAAAAUGAGAUGCUUGUUGCUGUAACUCUCUUAAUGCUAAAGAUAGAGUUUCAGUGGGACACAGAAUAUUGAAAUAUUUUAUUAGAUCAUGUAAAAAAAAAUUAUUUUCCAUUAAUUCAAUUUUCAUAAAUAUUUAUAGAGGACAUGGAAAAGCACUAAAGCCUGAAUAAAAAAAAUUGAGAAUUUAGAGAAUAAUUACCUAAGGUUUUAUUUUUGGGAAGUGUUUUUUCUAAUUAUAUAUUUUGUGAAAGCAAGAGAUUGUUUUUGGUAUCUAAAAUGUUGAUAUAGUUUUAUAUCUUCUUUUUUUUUCUAGAACCCUCAGAUUUAGAGAAAGUAGACUUUAAUGUGAUAUUUAAAAAGGAAAAGUAUGAAGUUUCAUUUCCUCUUGACAACACAGUCACAAAAUUGAAAUCACAUAUAGAGAAACUCACAGGUUUGUUUGAUAAAAUAAACAUAUUACAUAUAUUACAUAUAAACAGUUACAAAUACUUUUUUUUUUUUUUAAAACUAUGCUUGUCAAAGAUUUGCAGAUAUCAUCAUAUAUAUUUUAACCCUUGUUACCUAAAAUUUUAUGAAUUUCUAUUUCUCUUAAGGGAUGGUAUUUCAUUAAAAUCAUGGAAGCUCAUCUCUUUCCAACUUAUUUUAAAAUAUACCGGUACUUACAUUUCAAAGUGUAAUCACUAAUGAAACUACAUUCAUUUGCCAUUAAAGUGACAUAAUGAAAUGAAUAGUGAUUACUUAGUGUUUUUCUUUUUUUUUUCAUCAGGUGUUCCUGCCACUUUACAGAAAAUUAUGUAUAAAGGUGAGUUUGGUUACAGGAUUAAAAUUAUCUGAAUCUUUUAUUUAAACUUUUUGACUGGAAAAAGAUUUUUCUUUCCUUGUAAGUAAUUUCUUGUGAUUGAAGUACCUGUCAAGAUCAUGAAAUCAUUUUAUUACUCAAGAUUCAAUCAAUUUUCCCUCCUCAACUAUAGCUGGCUGACCAUGUCCUUUACACUUGGCUAUCCAUAGCCGAGGAUGACCACUGAUGUAUUCAAACCAUCUACUUUUGUUUCAAAAAGCAGGCAACAUCACCAUUUUGUCAUGGGGGUGGCACAUUUUAUCCUUUUUGGUCUAAGUCUUUUUACUUCUCUCUCUCUCUCUAACAUACAUCCAGCUGUGCAUUACUUUAAUCUUCAUCAUAAUUCACUGCACUAUUUUAAUAUGUUCCAACAAUAAAUGUUAAACACAUUUUUAUUGAAGUCAUCAGCAUUUGGUAGCAAGUUCCCAAAGAGUCAAAGAGACAGUCUGAGAUAUAAAAUUCAUGUUCAAUUUAGUGUUUUUGUUCCACAAGUGAUUUAUUAAAUUGUUUUGCAGGCUUAGCAAGAGAUGAAAUGACAUUACGAGAGCUGAAAGUUGUUAAAGGUGCCAAACUUAUGGUGGUUGGCUCAACAUUAACAGAUGUUCUCUCUGUCAGUGCACCUACACCUAAAGAUCUGCAGGCUGAAGAAAAAGCAGCAGCUAAAGUAGCAAAGGAACCCUUAUCUGAGCAAAAGGUGAGAUUAGCAUUUUGAAUUUGAGAAGGGGAGAUUAUUUUUAACACUGCAUCCGCGUCCAUCUGAAUUUUGUAGAAAAAUAAUUAUUAGUGUACUUUUACCGGUAUCUUGUUUAGGAGAUACCAGUAAACUCUUCUAAUUGAUACAAAUUGUUCAUUUUUUUUGUAUGUCUAAUAAAAGUUUUAUUUAAGUUUGUCCACUUGUUUUAAUGCUGUAUCCAAAAUGAAAUUAAACUUCUUACGGACUUACAACCUUAAGAUGUUGUUUUGUAAUGUGGUUGCCAUGUUCUUAUGAGAAUGUUUUAUUAGUCCAGCUUGGGCUUAUUCUUUAAAUCUGGUGACUUGCCCAUUUGGUGAAAAUGCUGCACAUGCCAGGUGUAUGUAUACUAUCUUCAUUUUAACAUUUGUUGUGUUUAAACUAUUUAUUAUAGUAAAAGUUCAGUUUCUGUUAGGCAAAGAAGAAAACAUAAAUUUUACUAACGGACAGUAAUUUUCUUUUAAAGGAUAUUUUUGAUGAAGGAAAUGACAUAUCAUUAGAGUCUUAUACCAGUGCAGAGAAUAUUACUAAAGUCAUAAUCAUGAUGAGCAAAAUGACAUAAAAUUAAAGAUUGUAUCCUGUGAUUUAUUUGUAUUAGUUUUAUAAAAUUUUAUUUUGUGACAGCCUAUUAUAGCGUCUAGAUAAUACUAAGAGCCUAUGCUCCUUAUAUUACAAUGAAUAGCCUUUUAUGUUUUUCUUUGAUUAAAUUCAGUAAAGUAAUCAUAGUGUAAACCAGCAUUCCCCAAAUGUUGGUCCAAAUGACAUUAGUCAAGAAACUGGGGGAAAAGUAGUUUUUUUUAGGCUUAUUUAAACAAAACAACAACAACUUAAAAAUCAACAUUUGUCUAUAGCAUAAAUAUACCUCAUGUUGUACACCAUGUUGUAUGCAUCAGGAGGUGCCUGGAAGCUGAAGCCAUGUGCCAGAUAAAAAUUUUAAGCAAUGUAAAAACAUAUCAAUUAAAGGUCACCUAAAAAACAAAGCAAAACCAAUUUAAUAAAAAAUUUCUGGCAUCAUAAGCACAUGCCUAUACUGUCAACCCCAAGUAAUGUUUCUUUUGAAAAAAAUGGAGAGGCCAGAUAACACACUUAACAGUUGGACAGGGUGACUGAUUUUUUGUGAUCAAAGGGAAAAGCACUAGCAUGUCAUACUUUUUGACUCCUUUGAUAUCCCAAAAAUCUUGCAAGUUUGUUUCCCUUUUUUUUUUCAUGCAACACCCCUGCACCUUAAAGGAUACACACAUCCCGGUUUAUAGUCCACAUUCAAAUUGGCUGAAUACGGAUUUUACGAAAUUUUACCUUUUUUUUCCCGACUUUUUAGUGUGUUUUAACUCAUUUUUGAUGGAAAGUCUUUUAAAAUUUAAAAAAAAAUGCUCCUUUUAUCAUACUGUCUCAUUUGCAUCCUUCUAUUCUUCCCAACUUGCCUUUUAUUCUUAAAGUAUGUGCACAAUUGUCAAUGGUUGCAAUAGUUUCUGUGUGGAAUUUUUGGUUUAGGCACUGUCAGUGUGUGCAGUUGUAUCUAGUGAACAUUUAUAAUGUGUUUGGGUUUAUGUCUGGUCACCAUGAAUUGAAGGUGCUUCAUUGCAUGCAUUUAUCUGAUUGUUUUAAAUCUGAUCUGAAAAUUCAGACUUUUUAGCUGUUUUUAUCUUCUUCAGCAACACAAAAAGGUAUUAGAUAAAUAUGGCAAGCCUGAUGAUGUUCCAGUUGGAUUAAAAAACCAUUCAGAACGGCUGCCAUCAGUGCCUUUAUCUGGCAUGUACAACAAAGCAGGAGGGAAAGUAAGACUAACUUUCAAGAUGGAAGCAGACCAGCUGUGGUUAGGAACUAAAGGUUAUUCAUUGUUUAUGGCAGUUGUUUUAUUAACAACUUCUCAGUAUAUUUAUUGCAAAAGUUAUUAUGAAUUCCUGAUUAUUUUAAUCAAGAAAUAUAUUUUUAUUUAAACAACUUUUUAAAAUUUGUAUGUCACCUAGCUUAUUUUUGAAAACUGCGGAUUUAAAGAAAACUUCAUGCCAUUUGAAUUUAACUUUUGAAAAUUUUAACCAUAUUAAAUAUGUAUUCAGAAAGGUUAUUAUUAGAUUAGAUAGUUACAUUAAUUUAUCUAAUCUAAUAAUAACCUUACAAACAGUUACAUUAAUUUGUUUGCUGCUUGGAAUAUAAAAUUUGAACUUAGUUUCACAUUUUUGCUCAGAUUCCUGAUAGAUAGAGUUAAAUUUUUUAUUAUUUGUAUAAUCUGCCAAAAUUUUUUACUUCAUUUUAUUUUGCUUUUAUUUUAUGCUUAAAAACUUAUUUGUUAUUGUAUAGAAAGAACAGAUAAAAUUCCCAUGCAGUCAAUAAAAGCAGUUGUGUCCGAACCUAUUAAAGACCAUGAAGAAUACCAUAUAAUGGUGAGUAUUAUCAUUAUUUAGUUUAGAUAUAUUGCAAUGAAUGUUUAAGCUUUUAAUAAUACAGUUUAUGUAACUUUUUUUAAAGAUAGUUUGUUAUAAUUUAUUGUCGUAUAUUAUUAUUAUUAUUAUAUUUGUUUAACAAAGAAAAACCUCAUUGAAACAGGGAAAUAGAAUAUUAAUAUGUAUCCAUAUAUAAAGGGUGGUUUUAAUUCAUAAGCUUUUUGGUUGAACGACAUGAAGUUAAAAGGUAGAUAGGAAAAAAAAUUUCUGAUAUUAUGUUUGAAAAUAUUUUCAUCAAAAUAAGGUUAUGUUAAACAAAUAAUAAUACAGUAUGUACCAAAAGGAACAGUGCUAAAACUCCUGCAUUUUGAAGGCACCCGUUUGUCAAUGGUGCAUAAUUUUAGUCUCCAUGUGUUCCAAGAAGUGAUAAGGGUGAUAUGGGUCUCUCAACUGAGGAAAAAUUAAUCAUAGUUGAGUAGGAUUCAGACCAAACAGAUCAAUGACUGAUCAGAUUUUCACCCUCAAAUGUCUUUUAGAGAAAUGUUAAAACUAUAACAUCCCAGUACAUCAAAUCUAUGUGACCUAUGAUAAAAUGGCAUGUGACAGCAUCAAAACGAAAUAUCUAUAGGAGAUUCUGCAGGAGUAUGGCAUACCCAACAAACUGACAAGACUGAUACACAUGACAUCAAACACUCAAAAAGCAAAAUCAAGGUGAACAUUCAAGGGAAUUUCAGAUUUAGACCAGUGGUUCUCAACCUGUCUCAUGCCGCGACCCUUUAAUAUGGUUCCUCAUGUUGUGGCGACCCCCAACCAAAUUAUUUUUUUUAUUGUUUCUUUAUAAAAUAUGUGUUUUCCUAAGGUCUUAGGCGACUCCUGUGUAAACUGUGUAAGGGUCAUACGACCCCCAAAAGGGUCGGGACCCACAGGUUGAGAACCGCUGGAUUAGACCAAGCCUAAGACAAGGAGACUCACUGUCACCUAUUAAACACAUUCGAAAUAAAUGUUCUCUUGGAAAAUAUAUGGACCAACAAAGGAUGAAUGUAGAUGGAGAAUACGAACCAAUCAGGAAUUGUUUACGCUGUAUCAGGAUCCACGCUGGUAGCAGUAAUAAAUAAGGGCAGGCUACAUUGGGCGUGGCACUUAGAAAGAGGAGUGAAGAGGGUGCACCACAAAAACUCCAGAGGAAAAUGGCUCAAGGGCAGACCCAGGCUUAGAUGUAUAGACCAUGUGUAAUAAGAUAUACAGCAGGUGGGAAUCCAAGCAUGGAAAAGAAAAUCAUCAGUUAGGUCUGAGGGGAAGGAAGCAGUGAGGCACGUCAAAGCCUUAGAUUGGCUGUAGCGCCACAGAAAUUAAUAGAAUUUUUGCUCAUACGUAAUCAGAAAGCAUGAUCGUGUUCAAAAAAUAGAUUGAGAGAUUUAAUAAGAUGGCAUAAUAUGUGAGGGAGAGGGACUGCAUUGAACUUUUCAAGCUGUGAAGUAAAUAAAUAGUGGAACAAUAAAAUUUAGGCAAUAAAAGAAAAUGAGAGGACAAUGAAAAUGACAUCUGGCAUGCUGUGUAAUUUUUUUCUUACCUGUAUCUUUUGGGCUAAAAUGUUAUUUACAUUUCUCUUCCCUGUCUAUUUGGGGCUACUAAAUACUAAAAAUUAUUUAGAUUUUUUCUUACCUGUAUCUUCAUGGCUACCAACUUAUUUAGAGUUUAUUUUACCUGUCUCUUUAGGGCAUUCAGCUUGGUCCAACAGAGGCCUCACGGUACUGGGUGUACUGGGUCCCAGCUCAGUAUGUGGAGGCUAUCAAAGAAGCUAUACUUGGAAAGUGGCAGUUCUUCUGAUGUAUGCAUAAAACAUUUUGUCUGAAGCUAAAUCUUAUAUUUAUGUGAGUGUUUGAAACUCAGUGAGCUGACUGCCAGGAUUUGAUCAUGGGGUGAAUGUUGUGUCUCUCAGACAUUCUGUCCCUUUUUAAACAUUAUAUUUUUGCAAUGCUGUUUCCAUAUGAUAAAAAUGUGAAUGAAAAUAUUGGUGUGUCUUUUCCCCCCCUCAUAUUAAAGAAUUGCGGGGUACCGCUCUAUGUGUAUGUGUAGCUGAAUUUGAAUUUUGAUCUCAGCAACUGUCGACCACUAGUGUUGUCUUUUACAGAUGGUCUCACAUGCCAUGAUUGAUAGUAAAUGGUGCCCACAGUUAUUCAGUUUGAUAGAUAUUGAGUCCCUUCUAUUUCAAUAUAAUUAAAAGGUGCAGUUAUUGUUAGUGUUUGUAAAGAAGAACUGUGAGCACAUUUCUAUUGGUGUUUUUCUCUUAAAAGUCAAAAAAAAAAAAAAUAUAUAUAUAUAUAUAUAUUUAAAAAAGGGGAAAUCACAAAUCAAACUAAGAACGAACAACUUUCUUUUGAACUAAAGAAUAUACUUAAUAUUAUGGUCUCAAAAAAAUGUACAUGAGCUGUGACCAUUUUGUGGAUAGCGUCAGUUGUCAAAAUGCUGUACAUACAACUCACCGUUGAGCAUAAUGUUGUUGACUUUGCAGCCAGGUUUAAUAUGAUGGAUGUCUCUGGACCUAAUGAUCUCAACGUUGUCAUUGGUCUUCUUAUCCCUCAUGCUUUUCUUUUCAUUUGGUAAUAAUGAGUGAAUUUAUUAGAUGAGUCUCAAUUGUAUGAAUAGGUCAAACUGGUUUUAUUAUUUAUUGAGUUUUAAAAAAAAAUAGUGUCAUGUUAUUUUACUUUCAAGACCAUGUG
Lymnaea stagnalis (great pond snail) is the source of this 8545-nucleotide messenger RNA. Lineage: Eukaryota; Metazoa; Mollusca; Gastropoda; Lymnaeidae. The record is from the annotation of a GenBank genome assembly.